Molecule: messenger RNA, 2983 nt
Organism: Penaeus vannamei (Pacific white shrimp)
Lineage: Eukaryota; Metazoa; Arthropoda; Malacostraca; Decapoda; Penaeidae
Source: RefSeq, a predicted model, not a curated record
AGGAUUCAGUCAACUGGAGGCCAAAUCCAUUACACCCCAGAUGAUGUUGAUGACUGGGAUGAUGAUGAUCCAGAUGAUGACUUAGAUAUAUAGCACAUCAGAAGAGUUCUAUCAGUGUUUCAAAUAGAAUUUGUGGCAUUCAGACUAUUUAUUUUAGUAGAGGUUAUGUUAUCUUAUGAAUUAGAUUAGACAAUCUAAAAACAAAUUGUAUUUUAUUAGUUACACCCAAUAUCAGCUAAUAACUUAUAUAUCUGGUAUCACAUAGAUGAAGCUAACAGUUUAGAGAUCAACUUGGUAAAAUCAGUGUCAUUUUUAUAUACCACAAGAUGAUAGAUGUGGCAUUUUAUUUCACAAGUAAAGCAAAGCACACAAACAUAGUAUUCAGGUCACCCAUCAACAAUCUGUCCCUAAUGGUACUUAUGGCAAGCUGGAUUAGUGGAAAUAUUAAAUCACAGAAGAAUCACCUUGAAACGAUACCUAUCUCCUUUAUACAAAACCUUUACCUCAUUAACAUCGGUGAUGGUAUGUACAUUUAUGUCAUGCCCACUGUAAUUUUAGCUUAUUUAUUAUGUUUAAACACAGAUGACUCCACAAGUGUGUAGUUAUCAAAGAGAACAACUACUAGCUUUAUUUGUUAUUAUUGUUAUUAUAUAUUUUAUUGUUGCUGUGAAUAACUCUAAUAAUCAUACUGUCAGUAAUGAUAAUAACAGUAUUCAUAUGGAUAGCAUUAGAAAAAUAUUUUCUCCCAAAAACUCAAGGAAAGGGGAAUAAUUCUAAUAAUGUCAGAAACAUCAAUAACAGACAGUAUCAAUAUUAAUAGCAUUAGAGAAAACAUUUUUGGCAAAAACUCAAGGAAAGGUAAAUCAGGUUUGGUGACAUAGGUCUACUAAUUAACUACUUGGUGGCUGAAAACUUGUGGAGCCAUCUAUUUGUAAAGAUUCACAAAACAAAACUGCAGUGGACAUAACAUGUUCCCAAAAAAAAUGGGUUAAAAGAUCAUGUAGAUCAACAGAAGUUGGAUGAUAAAAGAACAGGAUGCUUGGGCAGUCUGGCAAUUACAGGCUAGACUUUAAAGAGAUCCUUAACCCUCUAGUGUACAAAGAUAUUUCAAUAAGUUUCUAUGUUGUUUACGUAAGGAUUUCUAGGAGUUGUUUCACCAACCCAGCCUCGAAACAAUAAUUGGCGUGUGGUAGCUGCUCACAUGUGAAAACUCAUAUGUGAAAACUUAUUAAGGACAUGGUUUUGAGGAAAAGUUGAACUAUUAGCAUAAUGGUGAGUCAGCUCCAUAGCAUAUGGGACAUAUGUUUUCACAGGACCAUAAAUGAGCUUUGCAAGGUUUGCAAAGCAUGUGCAAGAGGAUCAUGUAAAUAAUUUGACUGUUUAUCAAUUUGCAUGACAGCCAAUGAUAAUAUGUCUUGUAUUUGAAAUAUCAAAACAGAAAUUAGCAACUUUUAUUUAAUUGAUCAUGGGAUAUGGUAAUAAAAAUGCCUGCAUACACAAUUUAAGCAGGCAUUUAAGUCAGAUUUUAUUGAAAGUAAGUUGACUAGAUUUUUAUUUAUUACCUUUAUAGUUCAUAAUUCUUCAGGCAGUGAGAAGUGAUAGUGGAUACUACAUAUAAGCAUUUGUGCAUUUUGAUGCCAGGCAAGGAAAUCAUUCAGAUGGUUUAACAGUUCAUGGUAGGUGUUAGGCAAUACAGGCUUGUUGAAAAUUAAGGUGAAAAUAGAGUAUUCCAUAUCACAGUGUGGGAUUAUCAUGAUGCAGUGGAUUUUUGACAUCCUCCUACAUUAUUUGUUGAUUAUUGUGUCCAGAGGAGAGCUAAGAACGUAAUGUGAUUGCAGGUGACUAUUCAUUGUGAUAAUUGCACUAAAGGAAUCAAGCCAAGGAAAUAACUGGUGUAAUGGAUGGUUAGAAUUGGUCUGUGAGGGAGGGGCUAGUGAUAUUUUGCUUGAGUUAUAGUGCUUAGGCUUCUACCUACUAAUGGUACUCUGUCACUGUUUUUCCCAAUAAUUUUGCACUAUCCAGUGGCACACUCUUGCAGACCACUGUAUGGAGAGAUAGGUUUGUGUUAAUCUAUCUAUCUAGAAAGAUAAGACUUGUAAUAAAGCACAAAAUAUAACAGGCCUUAAUUGGUAUGACUGUUACUGUACACAUACUUACAGCUUAUGUGAAACUGUAUUCACAUUUCAUAUCCAUUGUUAUAAGCCCAGUACCCGUAAACAUACAUGCAGGAGACAUCACAAGUUUUUGCUGUAUUUGGCUUAUUGUUCCAUCUGUGGAUUUUGAAAGGUAAAUGAUAUUAGAUUAUGAAUGUGGACCUGAGCUGAUGUUAAAAAUACAGGCAUCAGUUUAUAGGUUUCAUUGUUAUUUAUUGUUCAGUUAUUUUAUAGAAAACUAGUUAUUAAGUAGCCUGGCUCAAUCAACUUCAGUGCACAAAGGUUAGUUUUUAUGAAUGUUCUAAAGUUUUAUACAUACUAAUUUCUUUGCCUAUUCCUCUAUUUUGGUUAUUGUCCAAGUUCCUACAUAAUUCUUAGGGAGAUUUGUGUCAAAGAUAUAUCUAUUAGGAGCCACAUGAAUUCCUUGUAAUGCAUACUGUACCUCACUGUGUUGUGAUCUUGUCUCAUAUAGGGCUCUUCAGUUUGUAUUGAUUGUUUUGUUUAAAAACUUUCUAGAAGUAAAAUUUUAAUGCAGUAUUUGAUCAGCCAUAUGUGACUUAGUAUUUGUUCUUUUUUAUUAACUUUUAUGACCAUUACUUUAUGAGACUAUCCAAUUCUUUUCUUCUUUCAUAAGGAAAUAACCAUUACCUUAUAAGGCUCUCCAUUUUUUCUUCUUUCAUAUGGAAAGAAAUAAUUUUAUGCACAUAUUGCAUAUACUUAUUAGUUGUGUUCUAUGUGGAUCAAUGAACUUAUAUCUAUGCCAUUCAGCCAUGCAAAUGAAAUUAUUCUUUACAUAAUCAGAGUUGUUAAUAAAAUAACUGUAAUCUUUA